Molecule: messenger RNA, 519 nt
Organism: Cylicostephanus goldi
Lineage: Eukaryota; Metazoa; Nematoda; Chromadorea; Rhabditida; Strongylidae
Source: the annotation of a GenBank genome assembly
AUGACUGGGCCAGUAACGAGAUGCGGGCAUAAACCUCGAGUUGGUGAAAGGAACAAACCAACGUUGGCAACUGGAAGCAUAGCCCACGACACACUGAAGGCCCUCGUGCUGAAUCCAGUUUUUCAACGAGAUUUGACAAUGACAAGCCACUUAGGGGGUACCCGUCAAUGUGAAGCGAAGAAUUCACUUGACCGUCUCUACUGCCCCAAAGACCUCUUUCUGUUAGCAGUUAACCUAAACCCGCAAUGGAACUGUAAAGCUAAUUUCAGGCCGGAAUCAACGUAUGACUUUUAUGUAAAGUUGUCAACUUUACAUAAAAAUGCACUGACACUGGCUGAGAUGCGAGGAGAGAGAACAGUAAAGCGGGAGUUCGAUGUGACCAGAAAGUUUAACGAUCGCGCAAGCCAUAUGGUUGAAAAAACACCUAUUGAACAUGUCUGGCGCCGCGAAAUCUACGUGCAUUAUAUCACUAACAACUACCCGCAGCCAGCGAUCGAAGAAGCAAUGGAUGAAACAUGA